AUGCAUAGAGGCCCAGACGGUGUCAUCCGGGGGCGUGGAAAAGUCACAUGGUGUCUAAAGCUAAAGUGUGUUUAUCCAUGCAACCAGCGAGAAUCGAACUCAAGAGCUCAACGCAAGCCUGGGGGUAAGUCCACAAUAGUGCCACCUGAGCUACCGCAGCCCCAUUUUACCGGAGCUACAGGAUACAUUGGAGGUAGCCUUCUUGCGCGUCUACUCUGGCACAAAAAUGCUGCAUCAUCCCACAUUACAGUCCUCGUUCGCUCUGAGGACAAAGCACAGAAACUCCAACUUUUUGGUGUCGACACUAUCAUUGGUUCAUACACCGACGAAGACCUUACCUUUUUGACCGACGCUGCUGCAAAAUCCGAUAUCGUUUUCUCCCUUGUCGACGCAGACAACUUACCGCCAAGUAAAGCUAUCCUCGAUGGUCUGAAAUUGAAAUACGAGGCUUUUGGGAAACCGCCUGUCUUGAUUCAUACCUCAGGGACAGGCUUUGUGAUGUCGUCGGAUAUUCGAGGCCUUGCGGACGAGGAUAUUCCAUUCAGUGAUUUGGACGUCGAAAAGCUUGCGGCUAUCCCGAAAACUGCUCUUCAUCAGCACGUUGACGUCCCCAUUUUCGAAGCUGACAAGGCUGGAUAUGUCAGAGCAUAUAUUGUUACUCCAGGCACUGUUUUCGGAUAUCCUGUUGGUCCUUUCGUCGACAUCGGCAUACAGAAUUUGCAUUCGGUAUCUUUACCUUUCCUGAUCGAAGCAGCAAUCCGACGAAAACAAGGAGGGUAUUUCGGACAAGGGUUGAACAAAUGGCCACUGGUCGACGUAGAAGACACUGCCGAUCUGUACCUUCUGCUGUUCGAGGCCAUUCAAGCGAACCCUAACGGAGUCCCCAGUGGAUACUAUUUCGCCGAAAAUGGCGAAUACACGUCCAUCGAGCUCGCAGCAGCCAUCUCAGACGCUUUGGUCGACCUCGGUGUUGGAAGUACUCGGGAACCAAGCACUUUCACUAUCGAAGAAGAAGGUAGCAAGGUAUUUGAGUCAGUGCGACAAUAUUUCGGUACGAAUUGUCAUCCCAAGGCGGAUCGAGCCAGAGCUCUAGGAUGGAAACCGAAAGCAGGAAAGACGGAAUUUUUGGAGAAUGCGAAGGCGGAGGCGAAAUUCUAUGUUCAACAACCCCAGUAG
Cyclocybe aegerita is the source of this 1176-nucleotide messenger RNA. Lineage: Eukaryota; Fungi; Basidiomycota; Agaricomycetes; Agaricales; Hemipholiotaceae. The record is from the annotation of a GenBank genome assembly.